Chenopodium quinoa (quinoa) is the source of this 969-nucleotide messenger RNA. Its product is annotated as protein ASPARTIC PROTEASE IN GUARD CELL 2-like. Gene Ontology annotation, biological process: proteolysis. Gene Ontology annotation, molecular function: aspartic-type endopeptidase activity. The record is from RefSeq and is a predicted model, not a curated record. The transcript has 2 exons. Gene Ontology annotation, cellular component: extracellular region. The coding region runs from base 1 to 969 and encodes 322 amino acids. Lineage: Eukaryota; Viridiplantae; Streptophyta; Magnoliopsida; Caryophyllales; Amaranthaceae.
AUGGUUCAAAUGCAAUCAGCCAAAAGAUUAGCGGGAUACGAUUACUUUAACCAAACACAGUCAGCUAGCUAUCGCAUUAUAAGUUGUACUGACCAGCAAAAGUGCGACAUUGAAAAAGGGUAUCCGUAUAUUAAAGGUUGUGAUGAUGAUACGGAAGGGUGUAAAUUUGAUAUUACGUAUGAAGAUGGAGAUUGGACUACCGGAUAUCUGUCUAUGGAUUACACCACAUUUAGAAUCGGUUAUGUUAAGACAUUGGUACAAUUCAGGUUUGGAUGUAGUUAUCUUGACACCGCCAAAUUGCCGGGGAUUAUAGGUGGAGACAACAAUGAGGACUCGCUUCCAAGACAACUAUACGCAGAUGACCCUAAGUUUUCAUACUGCAUAUCAAGUGACCUAAGUCAAAUCAAUGUCGUCUUAUUUGGUCCUGAAGCAAGGAUCCAAGGCCAACCCGUAAAAAUGUUAAGAAACAUCAACUCUGAUUUUUACUUCAUUGAACUCCUUGGCGUCACAGUGAAUAAUGAGGAGAUAGAUGUGGCAGCAUCAGUAUUCCAGAUGUCGGAAUACGGGACAAGAGGCUUCAUCGUAGACUCAGGCACCCCCUCAACUUGGUUAACGUCAGAGGCUUACGACGCUAUGAUGAAAAAGAUGGUGCAAUUGUUUGGUCCUCCGGUCCAAUACACGAUCAAUGGUACCGAACAUUUUGAGAUUUGUUAUGACAGUGGAAAGUUUGUAGAUGGGAGACCGCCUGUUAUAGGAUUUGAGUUCGAGAAUUAUUUGUUAGAGAUUAAGGAGAGUAAUAUGUGGUAUAAGAUACCCAGCUCCACCUUGCAAUGUUUAAUAAUACUUAAUGGACAGAACGACACCGUAUCCAUGCUUGGAAGUAAUCAACUUCUUGAUGUUAAUGUUGGGCAUGAUCCUAAUAAGGGACUCUUCUAUUUUGAUGAUAAGAUCAAAUGCCCUAAUCCUUGA